Molecule: messenger RNA, 1227 nt
Organism: Medioppia subpectinata
Lineage: Eukaryota; Metazoa; Arthropoda; Arachnida; Sarcoptiformes; Oppiidae
Source: the annotation of a GenBank genome assembly
AUGAAUGAAGACAUGAGUGAAGACAGCAAUGGUUUGAAUUUGUGGUCAAUUAUCAACGGAGCGAAAGAUAGUUUUCAGGAACCGAUUGAAACAAUGAAGAGUUUAAUGGAUGUUAAGAAACAUACGUUUGUGAAGAUUACACCAAAUCCCUCGACAUCUCAAUCCUUACCACAAGAGAUGGUAAACGAAGAGAUUAUUGAUAUCAGUAAUGAAGACUCGACGCCAUUGACGAGACAGGCAUUGAUGUGUCGGCCAAAUGCGGGCCAAAAGACAUUCAAACCUUUACUAUUGUCUUCUCCGAAGUCUCAAGAGAUGGACAACAAAGAGAUGAUUAGAAAGAGAGCCAAAGAAUUGGUCCAAAAAAUGGAAACACAAAAGCGUUUGAGGAAAAGGAUUGUCAAACAUAGCGGCGAAGACUCGGCGAAGAAAAUGCCAUCAAAUGAAAGGAUAUGUCCGCUCGAUAUCAAUGAAAGGAAACAAUGUUUUAAUUUGAAGUCAAAGACAUUUAUUUGUCCCAUAAAUGAGUGCCACAAGAGUUGCCGAACAGACACUUCAUUUCGGAAACAUUUGAAAGUAUAUCACAUCGAAAGACAAUUUGUGUGCGAUUUUGAAGGCUGUGGUAAAGCCUUUACUUAUAAACAUCUUUUAACACAACAUUCACUCAUUCAUAAGACAAUUAAACCGUUUAAAUGUGAUUUCAAUGGCUGUCAAUAUCGAGGCGUUGAUCGACAAUAUUUGAGACAACACUUGAAGACACACUUAACGGACAGAGUAUUUAAAUGUGAUGUCAGCGGCUGUGGGAAGACAUUUAAGGGCAGCUCUCAUCUAUCGGUACACCAGAGGACACAUAACACCGAACCGACGUUUAAGUGCGGGACCGACGGCUGUAAUGAUAUGUUUCAUAGCGCGCAUCUACGGACCAAACAUCAGGUUAUGGUUCAUAACCGACAGCCUUAUAAUAAUCGGGUUUAUAAAUACCGGUGUCAAUGGCCCGGAUGUGAUUGGUUGGGACACGACGUGAAUAAACACCAGCGCAUACAUACGGGUGAUAAGCCGUUCGCCUGUGUUUGGCCCGAUUGUGGCAAACGGUUUAGAGUUAAGGAUAAACUUAAAGACCACAUGAAUAUUCACAAUAAUGUUAAACCUUAUGCCUGUCAUUGGCCCGGAUGUCAGUACACGUCCGCCAGUAGUCCUAAUGUUAUCAAACACGCAAAACAAGUCCAUAAA